Molecule: messenger RNA, 462 nt
Organism: Rosa rugosa (rugosa rose)
Lineage: Eukaryota; Viridiplantae; Streptophyta; Magnoliopsida; Rosales; Rosaceae
Product: heavy metal-associated isoprenylated plant protein 28-like
Exons: 2
Coding region: 1-462 (153 amino acids)
Molecular function (GO): metal ion binding
Source: RefSeq, a predicted model, not a curated record
AUGCAGACGAUAGAGAUGAGAGUGCAUAUGGACUGCCCCGGAUGCGAGAGCAAGGUUAUUAGAAGUACACUUCAAAAGCUAAAAGGUAUCGACAACGUUGAGAUAGACAUGGCUCUGCAGAAGGUCACAGUGACCUGGUGGGCAGACCAAAAGAAAGUUCUCAAGACGGUUGGAAAAACUGGUCGAAGAGCGGAGCUCUGGCAAUUCCCCUUUAAUAAUUCAAAUUCAGACAACAACUAUGUAUACAAUCAGAGUCAGUGUAAUGGUCCGCUUAAUAACUAUGCUCCCCAGCCUUCCUCAUCUUACAACUACUACAAGCAUAGAUAUGACACUGGUUCUUCUUCUAACUGUGGUUAUUCUCAGAACCUCCUUUAUCAAUAUAAUACACUUCUUUUUCUUUUCUUUUACAUUCCUAGAGGAAAAAUUGUUUCUCAUAGGACAUGUAUUUUUUUUUUUUUUUGA